Messenger RNA from Octopus sinensis (East Asian common octopus), 2502 nucleotides. RefSeq names its product serine/threonine-protein kinase phg2-like. Gene Ontology annotation, cellular component: cytoplasm; nucleus. NCBI's taxonomy places the organism in Eukaryota, Metazoa, Mollusca, Cephalopoda, Octopoda, Octopodidae. The record is from RefSeq and is a predicted model, not a curated record. The transcript has 2 exons. Gene Ontology annotation, biological process: regulation of gene expression. Gene Ontology annotation, molecular function: transcription corepressor activity. The coding region runs from base 522 to 2288 and encodes 588 amino acids.
UCGCAAGCCAGUUGUAGCUUUUUUCUAGAAAGCAGUCGCAGUAUAGUGUCGGACGAAACAGAAGCACACAAGUCGGUCAAUGCUGUAAAUACUUUGUACUUUUUUACCGAAAACAGAAGGGGGCGACAGAGUUGUGUGAUUUGCUCUUACGAACCACCAAAACGAAAAAAAAAAACAGACACUAACAACACCAAUUGUACUACUACUAUUACCAAAACAAUCAUAUAACUUUCAAUCAGAAAUUUUAAUAUAUACAUAUAUAUAUAACAUAUAUAUAUAUGAUAUAUAUAUACGAUAUAUAUCUACACAUACAAUAUCAUAAAUACUCAACACAGCUGGAAACAUACUUAAACAGCUUUUUAAAAAAAAAACCAUUCGCUCUACAUUACAAGGAGAACGUGAUAAAACUUUUUGUGAAAAGUUUACUUAACUUGCCAAAGGAGCAACGUGAAGACUAACAGACAACAAUCUAAACAAGAUUUUGCAUUGAAUUUUUGACAGUGUUACCUAGGAGCUAAAACAUGCAUGUUGAAGUGUCUGUAGCUCUUAACUUCAUUAUUUCCUACCUUUACAACAAACUUCCCCGGCGCCGUGUGGAUAUGUUUGGUCAUGAACUUGAAAAGCGUAUGAAAACAAAAUUUAAUGGCCACUGGUAUCCUGAGCGACCCAAUAAGGGUUCAGCUUACCGAUGCAUCCGAGUUAAUGGAGAAAAAGUCGAUCCUGACAUUGAGAAGGCUGUUUAUGGAAGCGGCUUAGAGAUUGGUGAAGUCAGAAGUUAUCUACCAGCUGAUUUAACUCUUUGGAUUGAUCCGUCUGAAGUGUCAUACCGUCUUAGUGAGAAAGGCACUGUCAAAAUUUUGUAUAGUGACAAGAAAGAUGAUGAACUUCUCGAUACUGUUGAUCAUGAAGUACAGGCAGCAAACAAAGGCUUCAACCCAGAGGCUCAGUGCUUUAAGCCAAUAGAUUCUGUAUCAUCUUCAUUGAGUAGUUUAAGUCUAUCUCCGUCAUCGCCAACUUCACCUGCUGGUUGGAGUACAGCUGCUUCCCCGUCCACUACUCUCUUCAGUUCAGCUGCAAGUACUAAUAUGUCCACAGUUGGUAACCAGGCUCCUGGCUCAACAACGCUCACUGUUGUUCAUGCUCCAUCUCCUGAAGCUGUUUCUACUACAGUUGCUGCCAUAACUAAUUUGUCCAUAUCUAAUAACAACAACAACAGUAAUAAUAAUAAUAAUAACAACAGUAAUAAUAAUAAUGAUAAUAAUAACAACAACAACAACAAUACCACCAGUAACAAUGCAAACAAUUCAAGUAAUACUAACAUAUCAACUGCUGCAGCUUCAGUUUCUCCUUCUGCAACUGUCCCAUCUUGUCAGCUUUCAAGUCCUGUCAUCACCAGUGCUACUCCUGUCAUUGCCUCGAGGCCUACAUCUUUUCUAACCAAACCAAACCUGACAUCUCCACAAUUCACAGCUUCAUCAUUUGCACAGACUAAGUUUGGCUCUACCAAACUGAAGAGCCAGGUGAAACGUCCAACUAGAUUGUCUCCUAUUGAAUUUCGAAACUACUUCCGACAAAGAGCUGCUGGUUCAUCCCUCCAGUCUUCACCAGUGACCCCUACUGGUGGUAGUCUAAUUGGACCUGCUCCCCAACCAAGUGUACCUGCAGUUGGUGUUUCACCAACUUUAGCUAAUUCUGCACUUCGAGUUGGCAUGGGUUUUGGUCACCCUAGCCCAGGUUCAUCAGCCCCUGGUACAACACUGGCCACCCGCCCCAGAUCUCUCUCUCCCCGUGAUCCAAGGAUUGAAUUUUUAUUUGAGCAACACCAUCAACAACCACAACAACAGCAAGUGCAGCAUCCACAUCAUAGAUAUAUGGCAUCUGUGAAUCAAAAACCAAUAGUUGCUUCUCAGUCAACUCUGCUCUCACCGGCACCCUCCCAUGAUGUGACAGCAACUUCUCCACUACCUCACCACCAACAACUCAAUCAGACUCUCUUACAACCAGGAAAUUCUCAAACACAACCACACCAAUCAUCUCCUCAACCACCUCUGCCCUCUCCAUCAUCGACUGGUUUGACUCUUCGGGAUUUUUACCAGUCACCACUUUCAAACCCCUUUCAACUGUCUCCAGCUCAUGGCAGCUUGCCCUUCACUGAUUUUAUGCCCAACACUUUAAGUCCUAGCAACCCUUUACUCCCGGACAGUCGUAAGUCUUUCAUAGAAGCCCUGAGCAACAUAGGCAAUCCUGCAUAUAACAACCAAUUCCAUCAUUUACUUGUUGCCAACUAAAAACUUUAAAUAUUUCUUUUUUAAAUUUUUAACUGCUGAAAAUAUUCUUUGUAUUUCUUCUCUGUAAUAAUUAUUUUAUUUACCAUUAAAAUAUCUUUAAAUUAUUCCUCCUACAUCUUGUACAAAUUAGUUUACUGUUCUUUUUUUUUUUUUUUUUACUAGUGAGCAUUGAGCAUGUAUUUAUGCAUGCGAUAGAAUAGGGUUUACAAAUGUU